This is a messenger RNA of Habropoda laboriosa, 1695 nucleotides long. RefSeq names its product glutathione S-transferase C-terminal domain-containing protein homolog (gene Gstcd). Lineage: Eukaryota; Metazoa; Arthropoda; Insecta; Hymenoptera; Apidae. The coding region runs from base 1 to 1695 and encodes 564 amino acids. The record is from RefSeq and is a predicted model, not a curated record. The transcript has a single exon.
AUGGAUGAAGUUUAUUUGGAAGUGUAUUCUUUGUCAGAAUUAUGUCUAGCUCCGAUAGAAACAAUAGUAACACUGUUUACUGUAAAAUAUUGUAAAUCUAAAAUUAAUAUCAAGCUUGUACUAAACAAACAAAAGCCUCUUGAAAGAGCAUACACUAUAGACAUUUCCACUUUUGUAUAUGAAGUUAUGGAUGCAAAUAAAAUUCCAUAUUCCGCGAGUUCGUGCGAGUUGCCAAUUAUUGUUGUAAAUAAAACAAGCUGCAUUGCUGGCCUUUGUGCAAUUUUACGACAGAUAAUUAAAGAAGUGACGAUGGAUUGUCCGAAACAUUAUUGUCGAAAAUUAUUAGGAUUCAAGGAAUCGUGUCUAACUGCUUGUUCAGAAGCAAGUAUCUGGACGAAAUUUUGCGAGGUCGAUUUGAUUUUAACCGUAAAAUUUUUGCACUCGGAUGAUGCAAUACAAAGUGAACUGCCUUCCAGUAUGGCAAGAUUUGAACGUCAUAUGUCGCAGCCAGCCAGGUUGCACAAUUUGUAUAAAUAUACAAUGUCGAAAAAAUUUUCCGACGAGAGCAUAGUUUCGCGAAAUGGAACGCCAGAACAUUUAUACGCCGAAGGCUCAUAUGUCACACUGGCAGAUAUAAUUAUAUUUGUCUGCACUCAUAUAUUAUUGACUGUAUAUUCGAGUGAGACGACAAUGAAGUUACUUCCUCUGACUGCUAAAUGGUACGAAAGAAUGGUUGAAGAUCAAAUUAUAGUAGACUGUCUCGACUGUUUACCACUGUUGAAGAGCCAAGACAUGACCAAUUACGUACUUCCCGAAGUAGCGAACCAAAGUCUAUAUAAAAGCGAUCCGAAUAGACACAAACCGAGAAGUCGCAUUUAUACGAGGCAAGACGAUGUGCAGCAUUCCUUACAGUUGUUCAAAACUUUGAAUAUAGAAACCGAGCUCGACUUGGAACCGUUCGGUGCGGAAUUGAAUCUUGAUUGGUCAACGGUACCGUACGAUGCCACUCCCGAAGGUGGUUUUUUGCCACCUGCUCGUUUAAAAAAGAAACACGAACAAUUGCAAAAUAUGUUUAAACCAGUCAUGAAGUUGGCAAAAGCGGGAGAUGUAAUUGUAGACUUCUGUUCUGGUAGUGGUCAUUUAGGUAUACUAGUCGCGUACUUUUUGCCAUAUUGUACCGUCAUACUAUUAGAGAAUAAAGAAGAAUCACUGAACAGAGCCAAAGAAAGAGUGAAAAGGUUAAAGUUGACGAACAUUAAAUUUUAUCAGUGUAAUUUAGACUAUUUCAAAGGACACUUCGAUAUUGGUAUGUCGUUGCACGCAUGUGGAGUUGCGACUGACUUAGUAAUACAACAAUGUAUCAAAGAAAAGGCUAUUUUUGUGUGUUGUCCCUGUUGUUAUGGAUCGUUGCACGAUUGUCAUCACCUGACAUACCCACGAAGCAACGUUUACAAACAUGAAAUAGAUCAGGACAAAUAUAUAGUUCUUAGCCAUGCUGCGGAUCAGACGCACGACGAGAAAAAUGUUAAAACAAAGCAAGGAUACGAAUGUAUGGCGAUUGUCGACACCGAUCGAAAGCUACAAGCUGAAGAAUUUGGAUAUAGAGUGUACCUUUCUAAAUUUGUACCAAAAACGUGUACCCCUAAAAAUCAUAUAUUAGUGGGUAUCCUUAGAAAAGAGAUUGUAAGCAUGUAA